UCUCCCUUUUACACCCCUUCAACCUCUAUUCUCUCGUGAAAUGAGGCAUUUAGAUCAAUUAAUGGCUCCAUUACUCUUGUUUGCUCUUGUGUUUGCCAGCCAAUUGAUGGCUGGAUUCAAUACACCACUACCACCACCGUUCUAUGGAAACCAUAUAUCAAUUCUCAGCAUAGAUGGUGGUGGUAUCAGGGGGAUUAUUCCCGCAGUUGUUCUUGAUUACUUGGACAAGGCUCUUAAGGCUAAGGACCCAACAACACCAUUAGCACAUUAUUUUGACGUCAUAUCAGGAACUAGUACAGGUGGAAUCAUGACUGCAAUGUUAGCAGCCCCAAACUCAUCUCACAGUAAUCAUCCUCUCUUUACUCCCGCUGAAGUCGUACAAUUCUACAAGGAAUAUGGCCCUAAAAUAUUUGAAGACAGCUUUUGGGGGCGAUGUCCCAAGUAUAGUGGGAAUUUCUUACGAGAAAAAACAUGGGAGCUACUGAAAGAAACACGACUUAGUCAAACAUUGACCAACGUGGUAAUACCAACUUUCGACCAGAAGAAACUCAAGCCAGUUAUAUUCUCAAACUACAAGCUGAAGAAAGAAACUCACUUAAAUGCCAAACUCGCAGAUAUAUGCCUCGGGACUUCCGCUGCACCCACUUAUCUACCACAUCACGAAUUUACGAAUGAGGGUGUUGAAUUCAGUUUGAUUGAUGGUGCUGUGGCUGCUAAUAAUCCAGCCAUGGUUGCUGUGAGCGAAGUGCUGCAACACAGUGAGCAAAAGGAAAUCCUGAUGCUGUCAUUAGGAACUGGCACAACAAAAGGGGACAAGAAGUUAUCUGGCAUCAUAGAAGGACCGUGUAAGUUUUGGUGGCUAAUUACCAACACUGGACUUAUUAGUGAUGCUAUAUAUGAUACAGACAUGAUCUCCUACUACCUUGCUACAGUCUUCCCAGGCAUUUUACCACUUAAUAACUUCCUUCGGAUUCAGGAGUAUAACCUGGAUCCAUCCAUGGAAGCAAUGGAUAACGUUGAUAUAAUAAACAUGGAGAAUCUUGAAAAGGUAGGCCAAAAUCUGUUGCACCAAAAUGUUAUGAGGAUGAAGGCGGAUAUCACAGAUGAAAUAAAUUAUACGAAUGCCCAGGCUCUUGACAGUUUGGCUGAGAUAUUAUACAAAGAGAGGCAGUUCCGUCUGAGAAAGAAAUCUAUGGAAAAAGAAGGAAGCCCAUUUAUUGAAACUGUCUAAGUCCCUUUGUCACAACGAAUUGGAAUAUUCGAAUAAGUGUAUGUCAUGUGUGGCAUGGUGCCUAGCUUAUAUUAUCAUGUGUUUUUAUCUACGUUUUGUUUCGUGUAAUAGUACUACUGUGUAAAUAUAUAUGUAUGCGUAUUGUAAUAAGGUCCAAUGCAAUGAGUUCUAUGCAACUCCUAAGUGUGGUGAUCAUGUA
Molecule: messenger RNA, 1430 nt
Organism: Cajanus cajan (pigeon pea)
Lineage: Eukaryota; Viridiplantae; Streptophyta; Magnoliopsida; Fabales; Fabaceae
Product: patatin-like protein 4
Biological process (GO): lipid metabolic process
Molecular function (GO): glycerophospholipase activity; monoacylglycerol lipase activity
Source: RefSeq, a predicted model, not a curated record